Molecule: messenger RNA, 422 nt
Organism: Phaedon cochleariae (mustard beetle)
Lineage: Eukaryota; Metazoa; Arthropoda; Insecta; Coleoptera; Chrysomelidae
Source: the annotation of a GenBank genome assembly
CUACACUCCUGUAGGUAUAAAAGAUAAAGUUCCUAUGUACCAUCACUUCAGUGCAGCACAAUAUACCUAACAUGAUGAACCAUCGCCAACUUCUGAUUUUGACCAUCUUCACCAUUCAUUACAUCAAUUGUUCUCCGUAUAGUUUGGAUACAGUGAUGAAAAGAAAUAGGCCUCUAUGCGGUUCCCGUCUGAAGAAUGCUCUGAGUCUAGUAUGCAAUCAAAUGUUCGCUCCAGGGAAAACUAAAAAAGCUGAUGAUUCAUUUUCAGAUGAUACUUUCAACUUCGAAGAAUACGAAGAACUAGACGAAAUGUAUCCUGAUGACAAAGAAUACGAAUUUCCAUUCCUCAGGAAAGACAAUAUGAUUGCGUUGCCAAGGAAACGCAAACCUGCACUGAGGGAAAGGUUUUGUUAUGAUAAAUAA